Molecule: messenger RNA, 640 nt
Organism: Trichosurus vulpecula (common brushtail)
Lineage: Eukaryota; Metazoa; Chordata; Mammalia; Diprotodontia; Phalangeridae
Gene: MRPL34
Product: mitochondrial ribosomal protein L34
Exons: 2
Coding region: 22-387 (121 amino acids)
Biological process (GO): translation
Cellular component (GO): ribosome; mitochondrial large ribosomal subunit
Molecular function (GO): structural constituent of ribosome
Source: RefSeq, a predicted model, not a curated record
CCGAGGCAGAGAGCGGGGAGAAUGGGCUUCGUGCUGCGUUCCCUUUACCAGUGGCCGGGUCUCGCGGGGUCCCGGCGUGGACUCCUCCUCGUCACCCCUGACGCUCCUGCCAGAUCAUUCCUGCCAUGGCUGCCCCAGCUCAGGACUGUCACCCUCCUCACCCGAGUCUCUGCUGAUCCCUGUGGCAGCUUCCAUGUGGCACAGCAUAGUGCCCUGUCGCCUUGGUGCUAUCAACAGGUCCGUUCUAAGGCCCGAGGCAAUGAAUACCAGCCCAGUAAUAUCAAACGGAAGAGGAAACAUGGUUGGAUUCGGAGGCUCAGCACCCCUGGUGGAGUCCAGGUUAUCUUGCGGCGAAUGCUGAAGGGUCGGAAGUCCUUGACCCACUGAGGCCCGAGCAGGCUAUCAAAGGGCCAGAAUAAAUAGCACCUAGGAACCGCAUUAGCAAGAUGGGAUGGACAGGAACACCACCAAGAUAAAGCUUGAGCUCCUGAAUACCAAGCCAAGACAAUGGCUUCCCUUUCUUGGUAUAUUGAUAUCAUGGGACUUUUUCUGCAUGAUCUUUGGGUUUAGAAGACUGAAGCUCUUUUUGUGAUGUCAGGUGAUUUACUAAGUACAGAACUAUUAAAGCAGUUAAACCCUG